Messenger RNA from Porites evermanni, 3408 nucleotides. The record is from the annotation of a GenBank genome assembly. NCBI's taxonomy places the organism in Eukaryota, Metazoa, Cnidaria, Anthozoa, Scleractinia, Poritidae.
UUCUCUCAUUUUUCAGUGAGAUCAUGUUCGGAAAUGCCGUUCCUUUUGAAACAAAAGACUUUAUUACUGCUUUUACCAAGUUUAUAUGGUAUCCUCAUACUGGGAGAUGAAGAGCUUCAGAAUCAAUUUGAGAAGAACUGGUGCCGAGAGCGAAAAAUGCGAACCGAUUGGCGGACUUACACAGACUGGUGCCCAAGCUAUGCGCGGCAUUGGGCCUACGAGAUCUGGGCCGAUAGCUUCAAGACUCAUCCAAACUUAAGCUACAUCUCAGGAGCAGAAAUCAAACCAGCUGGACAUUUCAGUAAGGUUUAUAUACAGUCGGUGACAGUCCUAAAUCAUACAAAGACGUUUGGAGGUGAUGCGUGGCGCGUAAGAGUAAGAGGCCCAGCAGAUCUCAUUGCCUCAGUGUUUGAUUUGGAGAAUGGUACUUAUCAGGCCGUGUUUCUUCCCAUGGAACCUGGGACCUAUUACUUACAUAUCUCGUUGGACUAUACAUUAUGUCACGGGUUAAAAAACCCACCUCCUGAUUGGUUUCGAAAAGGUAAGAUCACGUGAUAUUUAUCAACUUUGUGGGAUAAAGCCACAGUCAACAUGCAAAUUCUUAAUGAUAACGUGCGCAUGCCAUGAGGCAGUUUUUGAAGGUAAUUCAGCAGAAAAUGCAUAACAUAGCCAUAAAAAUAUGGGCAUAUGAAUCAAGAAAGUCAAAGAGAAAGAAGAUAGAUUAUUAGUCUUUUGAAAUAUAAUAAACUUGCACUUGUCCGCUUCGGUACAAUUUCCUUGAAUCAUCAGUUAUAAUUUAUUUUUAUAUUCAUCUAUUUGAGGCACUGUUAAACUCCUCAAACGGGCAUACUUUGUUUCCCUAUAACUAGUGAAAAAAAAGGAGGGCAAAAGGAAGCCUGGAAGAACUAAGAAAGCUCAUAAGAAACGCUGGGGAGGAGAAAGGCGUGAAGCCUUUUCGUCAGUCUUUCCAUCGUCCCCUGUCUACUAAUUGCUAUUUAACUGAUAUAAGCAAGGUGCUCAGUAGAAAUAUCAGACCCGGAUUUACAUUAAGCACUUUUAGGGCACAAAGCAUGUCAUUGUAAAACAAUAAGUAUGUUUUUCGUCUUAAUUUUCUAUCUUCAGGCUGCCGUCAUGGCUCUUUUCAGAGGCCAGGAACACUCGAACUUUCUGAUGACUACAUUGACAGGCCUUUAUUUUUCGGCGCACGUUUUUCGGUGGAGGUUCCACCAGCCAGACCACAUGCACAGCUGGACAUUCCGUGUAAGAUGCUUAAUUAAGUUACAAUUAAACACACAUUUGAGGAUAAGAAAGCAGGGGAAUAAACCUUGUUUCUUUUCAUAUUCUUUUUCAACUUGAAAAGGACAUUACAGUCAAAUCUCUAAGACGAACACUUUAUGGACCGGCAGUAAGUAUCCGUAAAGUAGCUAGACUACAAGCACUCUCUCUUUUUUGUUGGUCCGUCGAGCAAAACGCCCGAGACACGCAAAUGACCACGCGCGGGAGAGGCGUGCGCGCGUCCACUAACCUUACUAAAUCUGAAGAAAAAGAGAGACUGCUCGUAGUCCAUAAAGUAGCUAGGGCAGGGACCAACUCGAGGUGUCCGUUUACCGAGGAGUCCGUUAUUAGUCUUAUAGAGGUGUCCAUUAAGAGAGAGUAUAAUAGUAUAGAUUCCCUAAUAAUUAUUCGCUAGAUAGUGUUUAUCCGGUGGUCAACUGAGAAACAGUAUUUUUAUAAAUCUGCUUUUAGUGUGAGUUUUUAAUCGACUUUACUUAGUUUUCUUUCCACCCACAUGCAUACAGUUUCCGAUUCUCUGUCCAAUCCAAAUACUCAGUGGUGCAAGGAACGCUGCAUUCUGAUCUGGGAUGGCUUCGGUCGGUGGAUAAAUGGGAACUGGCUUUCAUACAAGAGAGGUACGAACCGGUAACAAAGCUGUGCUUCUGUUUCUAGCAUUAAUUAUUGACGCCAAAAUCAGUCAAAUGAUGGGAAUUUCAUUUGUCCUGCUCUCUUUUGAACUUGAAAAAGAGUUUCUGUAAAGCCGCUAUUUGUUUCAUAAACUAACUCUAGUAUGCGUUUCACCAGAGAAAACUCUUAGAUGGAAAAAGCAUCGUUCGAUUGUGUCUAAUCGGUAACCCAUGUUCUGUUGUAGUUAUAACUCAUAGAAAAUGACAUUUUUUGCAAUCUUUUUUUUUUUCAGUUGAGAGCGUGCUGCGUGUUAGCUAAUUAUACCAACUCGAAACCCCCGCGCGAGUCUGUUCGCUAAACCAAUCAAAUUCUUAUAUUCGUCUUUCUUUAUUGUUUUAGUCGAGUCAUUUUAAGGAAGAACGAAAAUCUCUCAGACAACAUAAAUUAUGUACAGCGAGAGGCGCCAGUCAGCUUGUUAUCAGAUAUAUCGCAAUAGCUCAUGUCACUGUUCACUUUUUGACCUUUUUUCUUAGAUGACUUCAGUCCCCUCCCGUCAGGUCAUCGGCAGGGGACUGGUGUAUUGUGGAUAUACGGUGACUCGCACAAUCGACGAUUCGCAGAAUCUUUACAACGUCGAGCGCUGUGCAGAAGCGUGUUUAGAGCGUGUUAUCACACGGAUGUUUGGGUGUACAUGUUAGGAACGGUCAAUUCACAGGAAAUGGACCUCAGGUAAUAACGUUCGUAAGAACCAAGACGUCCAAACCGCUGCUUAAAAAACUUCACCUCAAAAACAAGCAAACAGCAAGAAAUAAAAAGAAGUCAAUUCUGAACAGAGGACCCGCGUAUGGGGUUAAGGGACAAAUCAUAACUGCAAAGUUUUAAACUUAUAUUUUUACCCCUCCUCCCCGCCAGAUACAACUCCGCUGAAGAGGGUUCGCUUGGUUAGACCGCGAAAAAGGUUUACUGCAAAGGAUAUACUGAUCGUUAUCGUCCAUAAUGAUCACAUUCACUGAUGAAACAACAUUUUUUCAAUAGUUAACCCCUUUCGAUUUUUCCGAAGACAACGCCACCGGAAAGUUCUGUUCAGUAGCUUUAAAUGAUUAGACAAACCGCAGAAUACUCAGAACUAUCGCACAGUACACGACAGAUUGUUCCUUUAUCUUUAUAAUGGACCGUGAUAUUUUUGUAAGAGUCGAAACUGUUUGCUUGCUUGCUUGCAGCUUUGGUGGUAGAGACAUUAAUGUGACACAAAUACUGGAGGAACUAAAGCAAGUGGUGACGCAGCCGUCGAUGGAUCAAGAUAGCGCUCUGGUACUAAACGCAGGGGUACAUCUCUUAAAGAGCACAAGCUUUAGAAAUUACCAGAAGAUUAUCAAGGGAUUUAUUAAACUUUUAAAGGCGACGUACCGCGGGACGGUGGUUUGGAAGACGAUACCUUCUCUUGGGGAGCAAACAGAGCUCUAUAGCGGUUGCUGUAGGCGCUUCCAUACCGAACAGGCGAGUUAA